GUGGGAUGAAAUUGUGGGGAUUUCUUUGCAAGUGUUCGAAUUCGAAGCCGGCAACAAAACAGGUCUUCUUAGUGGUUGUUAUAGACAGCAUUUGACGAGAAUGUUCCUUAUUACUUUAUUGUAAUCAGAGUGUUUUGAAAAUGGAUAACAUACAGGAUUUCGUAAAAAUUGAACUUUAAAAUUUCUCUGAUAGUUAAAAAAUUAAAUUGAUUAAUUGUCUAAUAAGACAGCUUUAAAAUUCGAAUUGUGGUCAUUUAAGUGCCAUUUGGAAUUAAUUCUAGGCUGUUUUUACCUUAGAAAUUUAACUUCCAAGUGUUUAAUCAAUAGAAUCCACUCGCUUUUCUACUAUCAGACAUCAUGGAGCCAUCAUACCAAAAAAGGCUGAUAUUGUUUUUGGUACUGUUCUCACUUCAGUUUUUCAAUAGCAAUAUUUUAUCAUACGCAGGCGAAGCCACUCCAGCUACAUCGAAGGAAGUACAGUUCAGUGGUUGGAAACCUAUGGGGGAACCUGAAGCUCUAAGCACAUCUCAAUUCGUAAAAAAAUUCUCCAAUCCAAAAGAUCAGAAUGAAACGGACAUUGCCACAUCAGAAACUCGAAAAAGCUAUCUUUUAAUAUACCCACCACGUCAAGAAAACGAUAGAGAACAACAGCCAAAACCAAGUGGCAGUCAGCAAAGCCAAGUGAAAAAUUUUGGCCCUCCAGUAAGAGCUUCGCCAACUCAAUCAAGAUACCACAGAAUGGUGAAUUUCGGUGCAUCUGAAGGAUCCAACAAAAGAAAUCCAACUGUCUAUCAGAGACCUAAGUUUCCACCAGUAGCUAAUCCACCACCACUUCCACCUCAUGCGGUCAGGCAGAAGAAGGUGUUGCCAAAUUUUAAGUCGGAAUCCACAUCUCAACAUCAAGUGCAGAUUCAAUUAUUGGAUGGAUACAUAGUGCCACCUGGAGGAAAUGGAGUUUCUACAAUCCAUGCUAAAGAAAAAGGACCACAAAUCACUACCUACCCACUUGCUAUAAACAACGUUCCUGAGAUAAGGCUCUUACUACCCGGUGAUGUCCAUGACCAAUUAACUAACAUACAGCAAUCUCAUAAUGGGCAACAAACAAACAAUGUACCACCACACAACGUUCAGCAAGCAAAUCACGUCCAGCAACCGCACAAUGUACAGCAACCAAACAACGUUCAACAACCACAUAACAUACGACAGCCGACAAAUAUCCAUCCACCCAUACAGCAAAAUCAUGUUCCUCAACCCUAUCCAGAGCAACAUGCACCAAUUUUGAAUGAAAAACCUGAUGUUCCUCCUCAAGAAUUCCAUAACGCAGAAGCAAAAAUUCCAAACCCAAUAUUUGAAUCCCAAAGAUAUCCGGAAAAUGGAGGCCCAAGGAACCAGUUGCCUUCGAAUAAUAAUUAUGACAAUUCAUUUCAAAUUUCACAAGAACCACGUCAGCAACAAAUACAUUACGAACAGAACCAAAAUAUUGAACAACAUAGACCUUUGAAUGUAUUUUCUCAACCUGAUCCUAAUGGUUACGCCAAUGGUAUAACGUUUCCCGAUCAAAGCCAUCAGAAUUAUCAGAGUAACAUCAAUCAUGGUCAAAAUAAUGUUCAACAAAAUUAUCAGGGAAACAACAAUCAUGGUCAAAAUAAUGUUCAACAGAAUUAUCAAGGAAACAACAAUCAUGGUCAAAAUAAUGUUCAACAGAAUUAUCAAGGUAAUAAUAACCAAGCUCAAAAUAUUGUUCAUCAUGGUAACCACAAUCAAGGACGAAAUAAUGCUCAUCUUGGUAACGACAAUGUGGGGCCUAAUAAUGUUCAACAGAAUUUCCAAACAAAUUACGUCAACGAGUUUUCUCAUAGUUUUGAAGCUCAGAACAAUUAUGAGACCAAUAAAAAUAUCGAUGUCAGAGAACCAGUUAAUCAAGUCAAAAUUCAGAGUUUUUCUAAUGUUCAAAGAAAUAGAUAUGUACAAAACACAGGAAGACAACAGCAAAAUGAUGAACAAGUUUUUACACAGAAGAGUAAUCAGCCAGGAGUAUAUCCUUCUUAUCCUGGUCAAGUUCAAAGAGGGUACAGAGGUGAAGGUUUUAGGCCACUUUCUAAUGGAAACUAUAAUAAUCAGAAUACGAAUCAAGGACCUUUAAAAAAUGCUGGGGGGACACAACAAGUACCAAACAACAAUCAGUACAAUAACGUACAGAAACCAAAUUUAGGUCAGAAUACUUGGAGGGCACAGCAACCAAUUAGAGGCAAGACUAACUAUAAUCGCAUCUCUCCAGAACAACAAAAUUUUUAUACGAUAAAUAAUAACCAAAAUUUAAAUACUCAAGCUAUUUCUAAAAUUAAUAAUCAAAACCCAAACACUAACUACAAUAACCAAAAUAAUGGCAAACGAAAUAUUGGAGGUAAUACCAAUCGGCCACCCACAUCAAUCCAAGAUGCAUUGAAUCAGCAGAAAUUAAUAGAAACAGACAUCUUUACGUCUACAGAAACUGACGGUGGAUAUCAGACUUCCACUGACAAAGAUGUAAGCACUCAACAAAUCUUCGGCAACAGAAAUACAACUAGCCAAGGGAAUCUCAGUGACCAGGUCUAUUUUAUUCCAUCUUUGCCAUCGCAAGACGAUGUUCAAACACAGAUUCAAGCAUUUGAUGUACAAAAAAAGGAAGACGAUGAUGUCGACUCAAAUAUUGGGACUACUAACGUAGUUGGGGAAGAUGUUACUUUAAUACAGCAAAAAGAAUUAGAACCUACCAGUGAUAGCUUCACCACUAGCACAGGAGUAAUAGGUCUUCAAUUGGAUGCCCGUUCAGAUACUCGUUCGGACAGAAGUGGGACAUGCGAUUGCUCUCAGAGUUGUGCUCCUCUGAGACGACUGCCCAGUGAGAAUUUCGGCACAUCUAUUAGAGAAAUUGCUCGUUCUCUGAAUGCUGAUGCCUUUUUCGAAUUCGUUGGCCUUUCGGACCAGGAAAUUGAAUCUAUGCUAACAGUGGAUGGUCCCUACACUCUAUUCAUUCCAUCCAACGAAGCCGUCUCUCGAUUGCCGUCCAAUUUAGUCGACCAUUGGAGAGAAAAUAAUCCCGAUUUCACAAUGGCUCUUCUGAAUCACGUGAUCCAGGACGUCAUCAGUUUGGAUCAACUGAAGCAAGGAGGGCGUUUAACUUCGCGGGCCAAUAGCGCCACCAUCUUUGUUAACAAUUACAAUAACGAAGCUGUAACAGUCAAUGGACAUCGAAUCGUACAUGGCGAUGUUAAUGCUCCAAAGGGUGGAGUAAUUCACGUGAUUGACGGAACGCUUUGUCCUGUUGCCGACCAAGAUAUAAUCAACACUCUUCGGACAUGCAACAAAUAUGAUGGCUUUCUGACAUUGGCAGAUGUUACUAAGCUUCUGGACACCAUGCAAGAUGAUGGACCCUAUACAGUAUUUCUACCCAGCAACGAAGCAUUGACGAAGAUUCCUGCAGAUGAAUUAUCUGUUUUGAAAGAAAACGUCACCCUUUUGAGAGAAUUCCUGGAAUACCAUGUUGUUCAAGGAGCUUAUUUCAGUGGCGAUCUGAAAGAUGGUCAAUAUCUCACUACUCUGCAUCAGAAACAACCAAUCAGAGUUGGUGUACGAGUGGAUGGAUGCUACCGGCGUCUGGUAGAAGCAAAUAAUUCUCCACUCUUUAAAGCAGAUAUUCCAACAAAAAAUGGAGUCAUUCACGUAAUAGACUGGAUCUUGAGACCAAGUGAUUUGAGCUGGUGUGAAGGUGUUAUACUACCUUAAAAAAAUCUGCACAGACCCUGCUCCAUUUUUAUUUACUCUUCACCUUGCAUAUAAAUCACUUGUAUACACACUUCAUAAUUCAUUCACACAUUUCAUAUAUAUAAUAUGCACAUCUUCAAGUAUUUGUGAAAAUCAAGAUGCAGUUUGUAAAAUAAAUAACGUUACUGUCAAUUUUAUAUUCUCUAUUGCUGGUUCUUGAGACAUAAGUGUGAAGUUUUAUAGUACAAAAGUUGGGAUAUUUUUUCAUUGUAAAAAUUUCUCUGAUGAAAGAAUUCUAUUUGAAAACUGGAAUAAAACUUAUUUGUGCAUGAUGAGUCAUUCUGGGAAUGGCAGUUGUUUUUUUAAUGUGAUAUUGUUAUAAUCAUGUAUGGGAA
This is a messenger RNA of Argiope bruennichi, 4139 nucleotides long. RefSeq names its product homeobox protein 2-like. The transcript has 8 exons. The coding region runs from base 358 to 3765 and encodes 1135 amino acids. The record is from RefSeq and is a predicted model, not a curated record. NCBI's taxonomy places the organism in Eukaryota, Metazoa, Arthropoda, Arachnida, Araneae, Araneidae.